Messenger RNA from Cladocopium goreaui, 1773 nucleotides. The record is from the annotation of a GenBank genome assembly. NCBI's taxonomy places the organism in Eukaryota, Dinophyceae, Suessiales, Symbiodiniaceae.
AUGGCGCUGCGAUCUGCACUGAGACGCUUCAGCUCCAAACCUGUGCCUUUGGGGCUCCCGAGUCCCGUCUCCAUCCGCGAAUCGGCGGGGAAGUUCUUCAACGAGGCCUUGCUGCAGCGGAUGACGCCUGCCACAACGCCCACACGGCUGAGCCAGUCUGAUCUCUUAUCAGCUUGUGAAGACUGGGGCAUCCAGACGCCCAAAGGAGCCCUAGAUCUCGAGCUGCGUGCCCUCCUUGCUCGUGCCAUUGUGGGCGGCACACCAGUGAUCCCUACAGAUGACAAAAUCAAACCACCAGUUCAAGAUGGCAAAGCCGCAGAUCCCGGCGCAGUGGAGCAGAAUCCCUUUGAAGAGUUCGAGCGACCGCGAGGAGAUACCGCAGAGAAACGCUGUGUCCGAUGGCUUCUUAAAAUUUUUGCGAAAUCUGACUGCGUGGCCGACUCCAAGUGCUCCUGGUGCGAGGCUUCGGCUGUGCCCAGCGCGUGUUACACCAAGGAGGAUGCCGCCAAGCUUCCCUCCGCGGUCUUCACCUGUGGCACCUCCAAACGUCGCUCCGAGCUGCUACCGCGCGAGGAGGCCGAGAAGUUGGGCGUGGUCUGGCGCGGCAAUUCUUCCAAGCAGAGCUCACACGAACUCUUGGAGUCCGUGUCGAUGCCAUCGGAUUUCACCUGGUGCAACAAGGAUGGCAAGAGCUACUGCACUAUGUCUCGCAACCAGCACAUCCCCCAGUACUGCGGCAGCUGCUGGGCCCAUGGCGCCAUCUCGGCGCUUGGCGAUCGCAUUAAGAUCGCGCGCAAGGCGCAGGGCGUGGACAUCAACCUGGCGGUGCAGCACCUGCUGAACUGCGGAGGGGUUGGCAGCUGCAAGGGCGGCACUGUGGAUGGCCCCUACCAGUGGUUGAAGGGAAUCUCCGAGAAGGGCACGGGAAUCAGUUAUGAGACUGCAAAUCCCUAUGUAGCCUGCUCUUCCGAUUCGUCUGAGGGCUUCUGCUCUCAUGUGGACACCUCCUGCAAGGCUGCCAACGUGGCUCGCACCUGCGGCAGCUUCUCCCAGGAGGGUGGUCCAUGCACCGGCCUGGGCUACUUCCCCAACGCCACCAUCACGGACUAUGGCUCCAUCUCUGGUGCUGACGCCAUGAUGAAGGAGAUCUUCCACCGCGGACCCAUCAGCUGCGGCGUCGAUGCCAACCCGUUGCUGAACUACGAGUCCGGUAUCAUCAAGACCAAGGGCGAAGGUGUGGACCACGUGGUCUCUGUGGUCGGCUGGGGCACUGACUCCAAGGACGGCAUGUACUGGAUCGUGCGCAACUCCUGGGGCGAGUACUGGGGCGAGAUGGGCUACUUCAGGGUGGCCAAGGGUGCCCUGUUGCUGGAGGACCAGUGCAGCUGGGCCGUGCCCGGAUCCUUCACGGCGGCCGAGAAGGACAACCAGGUGCACUGCCAUGAGGGCGGCGACAAUUGCAAGGCAAAGGCCGUCGAACAGGUGGGAAGUUUCAAUCCUUCCAAGUACUUUGAGGAGAAAUAUUUCUGGGAGAAGGCCAAUGUGGGCCCCUUCUUCCUGUUCCUCUUCUUCGUUCCCAGCCUCUACCGGUCCUUCAAGGAUUUCUACUGGACGCAGCAGUUGCGUAAGCUGAGCACCGAAGAAAUCAUCAGCGAUCGCUACGAGUGGCUUCGGCUCAACAUGUUGCAGGAUGAGGUGGAAACUGAACUGCUGAAGCAGAUGCCUGCGGGCGGCGUGAAGCCACUGGAACUGGGGCCUGCGACACCUCCAUGA